Messenger RNA from Penicillium olsonii, 1734 nucleotides. The record is from the annotation of a GenBank genome assembly. Lineage: Eukaryota; Fungi; Ascomycota; Eurotiomycetes; Eurotiales; Aspergillaceae.
AUGUUUGCUAUACGGUCAUCCGCUUGGCGACUGACUUCUUACGUGGCAUUAAGUCCCGUCCAAGCUUUCCAGUUACGAUCAGCCUCCCGAAAAUCUUUCCAGCGCCAUUCUGCGAAUGCGCCAUUCCCCGCGAUAAUGCAAAACAAUCCUAAGAAACAAUUCGACGGCAAGAAGAAGUUCAAGAAGGCCAAAGUCGAUAAGAACAAGAGCAGUGGGCACGAUGAAGUUCUUCUUUGCGAUAUCAACAACCUUCUGAAGCGCAACGAACCCGAGCAGGACGAAACCAAUGGCGAGAACGCACCUGUCGCCGUCCCGGAGAAGUUCACUGAGAUCGAUGUCAAGAUUGCUGAGCUUUCAUCCACAGGUGAUGGUCUCGCGCUUUCUGAGAACAAGAAAUAUGUCUACGUUGUUCCGUUCACAGUCCCCGGCGACACUGUCAGAGUCAAGGUUGUCAAGCACUUCGAGCCGUUGUCGUACAGCUUGACCGAUUUCGUCAAAGUUAUCGAGCCGGGCCCCCAAAGAAACGAUUCUUUGAUUAACUGCAAGUACUUUGGCGAGUGCUCCGGGUGUCAACUCCAGAUGAUGUCCUACGAUGACCAGCUUGCACACAAGCGUCGCAUCGUGGAGAAGGCAUAUGCCAAUUUCUCUGGAUUGAUUCCUGAGCUUGUGCCUACCAUUGGCGAAACAUUUGCCUCGCCAAUGCAGUUUGGAUAUCGCACAAAGCUCACGCCCCAUUUCGCACAUGGCGGCGCCAACAAGAAGGCAGACGAGGAGGCGCCUGUUCCCCCCAUUGGAUUCACAUACAAGAAUCGACGCCUGGAUAUGGAUAUCGAGGAUUGUCCCCUCGGAACGGAUAUUGUUCGCCGUGGACUCACCACUGAGCGCAAGCGUGUUGCCGAGAACAUUCGCUCUUACAAGAGAGGUGCUACUCUCCUUAUGCGAGAGACGACCGCGCGCGUUCCCAAGGAACCCUCAGCUGCCACAGACUCGGAGACACCCAAUGUUGAAGGCAUUCCUGCCUCUGUAAAUGCAGACACUGGUGAUGUCAUUCGCACCGAGCGCGAGAACUACAUUGAAGAGAAGCGUUGCAUUACAGACAACAACGCCACCUCUUUCGAGUACAUUGAUGAUUAUGUCUUCAGCAACAAAGCAGGUGCUUUCUUCCAAAACAACAACUCCAUCCUGUCCGGCUUCACAGAGUACAUCCGCUCGCGAGCCAUCCCUCCUGGAAACGACCAGGAUGCAAAGCCGAUCAAAUAUCUCCUCGAUGCUUACUCCGGCUCAGGACUGUUCACUAUCACCCUCUCUCCGCUAUUCAAGUCUAGUCUUGGUGUGGAUAUCGGUGGCGAUUCUAUCAUUUCCGCGCGCGAGAAUGCUCGUGCAAACAAGCUUCCCAACACUGGGUUUGCUGCUGCGGAUGCCGCCACUCUGUUCAAGGAUGUUCCCUACCCACCCGACCAGACUUUGCUGGUCAUUGAUCCUCCUCGCAAGGGAUGUUCUGAGGAUUUCCUGCGCCAGAUGCUUGAAUUCAAGCCCCGUCGUGUUGUCUACGUGAGCUGCAAUGUUCACACUCAGGCUCGCGAUGUCGCUGUUAUGGUCCAGGGUGAUGAAAAGCAGAAUGUUCGCUAUGAAAUUGAGAGCAUUCGCGGCUUUGAUUUCUUCCCUCAAACUGGUCAUGUGGAAGGUGUUGCCAUCCUUAACCGGACUGCUUUCCCUCAGGCCGAGACUGUCUGA